Trematosphaeria pertusa is the source of this 2138-nucleotide messenger RNA. RefSeq names its product HET-domain-containing protein. NCBI's taxonomy places the organism in Eukaryota, Fungi, Ascomycota, Dothideomycetes, Pleosporales, Trematosphaeriaceae. The transcript has 2 exons. The record is from RefSeq and is a predicted model, not a curated record. Bases 213 to 2105 code for a protein of 630 amino acids.
UGGCUUGGAAUGCGCGGCGACGGCCAGGCCAGCAUGCAAUUAUCGUCCUCCAUUGCACUGCUUCGGCUUCGUCUUUCUUCGCUAACUCGCCUAUUGAAUUAGCACACGAGCGCCGGCCUCGUAAAUCUACGAGUCAUUCCCAAUUGACCUCGCCCUAGAUUCCACACUCAAUAUCCAAACGGAUCCGGAGUACUCCCCCGUACCCUAUCCGCAUGGAACACAUCGAAAAGCACGGAUUAGGCCUCCGACCCUGCAGUGGUUGCUAUGAUCUUUCCCCUGGUCAACACAGCAGAGUGCGAUUGCGGUAUGAUAUGAUGUGCGAUGCGGCUGAAAGCGGUUGCGUUGGCUGCAUCCAUUUACGACGGGCUGUAGAGCAUUGUGUACCCAAUGUUACUGGAGAGAGCGUGGACGCUAUGAUCCUGUAUCGGGUGUCGCGCUUCGGAGAAAACAGUCUAGAGCUAGAGGUCGAACACUGCCACGACAGGAUUGCUAUUGAGUUCUUCUGUAUUCCUGAUACGGACUGCCCCUGGUCCAACAUUCUACGAAGAGAUCUCGAAACACCAGGGGAUACACGCUCAGAGCAGAGCCUUGAACAAGUGCGGCUUUGGCUAGACUACUGUUUACGCAAUCAUGCGCCCUGCGGUCGAAAUACUUCAACCAUGCUCCCCACGAGAAUCUUAGACGUUAGUGGGGAUGAUCCCAUCAUCACUCUUCGCGAGACCAACCAACAGAGAGCGCAAUACAUUGCUUUGAGCCAUUGCUGGGGUCCUUCCCAAAUCAUCCGAACAACCACGGCAACUCUUGAAUCACACAAGCGUGGUGUCCCGCUAUCAGCACUUAGCAACACAUUCCGGGAUACGGUUCACAUAGCGAGGGCGCUAGGGAUACGUUACUUGUGGAUCGAUAGCCUCUGCAUCAUUCAAGAUAGUGCAGCAGACUGGGAAUGCGAGGCCGCUCGCAUGGCAUCAGUCUACUCGAACGCUGUUCUGACCAUCUCGGCGGUCAAGUCAGCAAGCGGAGAAGGAGGUCUGUUCAGCCAGAACCCCGAGAUAGAACUCAGAGGUACGAAUGCCGAUGGCUCUCCAUACAUAAUGAUGGCUCGCAGGAAGAUCCAACACUGGUACCGUCCCCACACGCCACUACUGAGCCGUGGUUGGGUAUACCAAGAACGUCUACUUUCGCCACGCCUCUUGCAUUUUGGCGAACAAGAGCUGUUCUGGGAGUGUAUGGCUAGUACGACAUGCCAGUGUACUGGCAUCGGCGACGCAGCUAUAGGCGGCCUCGAUCGUUACGAAGACGGACUGUUGGGAAAGCAGAUGUAUGCCUCAAUAUACGGAAACAGUAGCCUAGAGUCCGUCAACACGCCGGAUAUUUUAGGCAGACUUUGGCGUAGGAUGGUGCGAGAGUAUUCGUUCCUCAGCCUCACGGUUACGUCUGAUAAGCUGCCUGCGCUGCUUGGCCUGGCCACCUCUAUGGAAGCUUAUCGCAACUCAAGGUACCUCAACGGGGUGUGGGAGGACAGUCUUCUGGCUGAUCUGCUGUGGUUCCAAAUUUACCCACGCGAGGCUCGAUCCCUGGUUACCGAACCGAGCUGGACCUGGGCGUCUGUCGACGGUAGGAUACAUUUCUUCGACACCUUCGAUCUCAAGGAGUCAAUCGUAGAUACACUUUGUGAAGUCAGUCUCGUGACACCGGAUGGUGACGGUGACGUUGAGGCGGGGAAACUAGCUCUAAGGCUACGAGGCGAAGUGGAUCCGAUGAGGGGCUCGAUAAGACAUCCGAAAGUGGUAGGCGGGAAGACCACCAUUGGGUUCGAAGAUGGCCGUGUAUUUGAUGGGAUAAUCUUCUUCGAGGACUUUGUUCUCUCUCGAAAGGGGAGCGAUGUAUCUGACGGGCUGGAGGUACUCUGUAUUCCGAUGGCUCUCACGUCUAGCGGCAGGGAGUACUCCUUGGCCCUUAAGAGAUUGGAACAACGGAAAAAUGUUUUCGAGCGGAUCGGCCUUCUUCAGAUACGAGACAGAGCAAGGAUAGGAGGAGUCCAUGGACACCAACUAAAUCUAGAAGAUAUGCGUGAGGGACGAGGGAGGGCUGUGGAAGUAAUCUGACCACGCAAUACGGGAUUAUUGGGGACAGCAUAG